Molecule: messenger RNA, 3452 nt
Organism: Rhinolophus ferrumequinum (greater horseshoe bat)
Lineage: Eukaryota; Metazoa; Chordata; Mammalia; Chiroptera; Rhinolophidae
Gene: KIRREL1
Product: kirre like nephrin family adhesion molecule 1
Exons: 15
Coding region: 180-2522 (780 amino acids)
Biological process (GO): cell-cell adhesion
Cellular component (GO): cell-cell junction
Molecular function (GO): cell adhesion molecule binding
Source: RefSeq, a predicted model, not a curated record
AUAAAAAGAGCGGAGGGAAGGGAAGUGAGUUUGUGCGCGCGAGUGUGUGCGUGUGCGCGCGUGUGUGCAGGGGCGGGAGCGGGCGGGGGCGGCCCGGGCUCCUCCUCCCCAGCCCGCUCCUCUAGCUCCCUCGCCAACUCCAGGCCCAGCCGCGGGCGGGCGCACGGCGGACGGACAGCAUGCUGAGCCUCCUCAUAUGGAUCCUCACUCUCUCUGAUACUUUCUCCCAAGUGCUGGCUUUGGCUUUGCCAGGGACCCAGACCCGCUUCAGCCAGGAGCCAGCUGACCAGACUGUGGUGGCCGGACAGCAGGCUGUGCUCCCCUGUGUGCUGCUCAACUACUCGGGGAUCGUGCAAUGGACCAAGGACGGGCUGGCUCUGGGCAUGGGCCAGGGACUCAAAGCCUGGCCGCGGUACCGGGUCAUGGGCUCUGCAGACGCCGGACAAUACAACCUGGAGAUCACAGAUGCCGAGCUCUCUGACGAUGCCUCUUAUGAAUGUCAGGCCACGGAGGCCGCCCUGCGCUCCCGGCGGGCAAAACUCACCGUGCUCAUCCCCCCAGAAGACACCAGGAUUGAUGGAGGUCCUGUGCUUCUGCUACAGGCAGGCACUCCCCACAACCUCACGUGCCGAGCCUUCAAUGCCAAGCCUGCUGCCACCAUCAUCUGGUUCCGGGACGGGACGCAACAGGAGGGCGCUGUGGCCAGCACGGAACUGCUGAAGGAUGGGAAAAGGGAGACCACCAUCAGCCAGCUGCUCAUUAACCCCACAGACCUGGACAUCGGGCGCGUCUUCACCUGCCGUAGCAUGAAUGAGGCCAUCCCAAGUGGCAAGGAGACUUCCAUCGAGCUCAAUGUGCACCACCCUCCUACAGUGACCCUGUCCAUUGAGCCACAGACUGUGCAGGAGGGUGAGCGUGUUGUCUUUACAUGCCAGGCCACAGCCAACCCUGAGAUCCUGGGCUACAGGUGGGCCAAGGGGGGCUUCUUGAUUGAAGAUGCCCAUGAGAGUCGCUAUGAGACAAAUGUCGAUUAUUCCUUCUUCACGGAGCCUGUAUCCUGUGAGGUUCACAACAAAGUGGGCAGCACCAAUGUCAGCACUUUAGUAAAUGUCCACUUUGCCCCCCGGAUCGUAGUUGACCCUAAACCCACGACCACAGACAUUGGCUCUGAUGUGACCCUCACCUGUGUCUGGGUGGGGAAUCCCCCCCUCACCCUUACUUGGACUAAAAAGGACUCAAACAUGGGGCCCAGGCCUCCUGGCUCCCCACCCGAGGCUGCUCUCUCUGCCCAGGUCCUGAGUAACAGUAACCAGCUACUGUUGAAGUCUGUGACCCAGGCAGAUGCCGGCACCUACACCUGCCGGGCCAUCGUGCCUCGGAUCGGAGUGGCUGAGCGGGAUGUGCCACUUUAUGUCAAUGGGCCCCCCAUUAUCUCCAGUGAGGCGGUGCAAUAUGCUGUUAGGGGUGACGGUGGCAAGGUGGAGUGUUUCAUCGGGAGCACGCCGCCCCCAGACCGCAUUGCAUGGGCAUGGAAGGAGAACUUCCUAGAGGUGGGGACUCUGGAACGCUAUACGGUGGAGAGGACCAACUCAGGCAGUGGGGUGCUAUCUACGCUCACCAUCAACAACGUCAUGGAGGCCGACUUUCAGACCCACUACAACUGCACUGCCUGGAAUAGCUUCGGGCCAGGCACGGCCAUCAUCCAGCUGGAAGAGCGAGAGGUGUUGCCCGUGGGAAUCAUCGCUGGGGCCACCAUCGGCGCGGGCAUCCUGCUCACCUUCUUCUUCAUCACCUUGGUGUUCUUCCUCUACCGGCGCCGCAAAGGCAGUCGCAAGGAUGUGACCCUGAGGAAACUGGACAUCAAGGUGGAAACAGUGAACCGCGAGCCACUCACCGUACAUUCUGACCGGGAGGACGAUACCUCCAGCAUCUCUACAGCGACUCGGGUCAUGAAAGCCAUCUACUCGUCCUUUAAGGAUGAUGUGGACCUGAAGCAGGACCUGCGUUGUGACACCAUCGACACCCGGGAGGAAUAUGAGAUGAAGGACCCCACCAAUGGCUACUACAAUGUGCGUGCCCACGAAGACCGCCCAUCUUCCAGGGCAGUACUCUAUGCUGAUUACCGUGCCCCUGGUCCUGCCCGCUUCGACGGCCGCCCCUCUUCCCGUCUCUCUCACUCCAGCGGCUAUGCGCAGCUCAACACCUACAGCCGGGCCCCAGCCUCCGACUAUGGUCCUGAGCCCACAGCCCCUGGCCCUGCUGCCCCAGCUGGCACUGACACAACCAGCCAGCUGUCCUACGAGAACUAUGAGAAGUUCAGUUCCCAUCCCUUCCCAGGGGCAGCCGGGUACCCCACCUACCGACUGGGCUACCCCCAGGCCCCACCCUCUGGCCUGGAGCGGACCCCAUUCGAGGCAUAUGACCCCAUUGGCAAGUACACCACUGCCACUCGGUUCUCUUACACGUCCCAGCACUCAGACUAUGGCCAGCGCUUCCAGCAGCGCAUGCAGACUCACGUGUAGGGGCCAGAACCUGGCUGGGGCAUCUCUGCGGAGCAGAGGAGAAAAUGUUCCCUGAUAUUCAGGGGCGUUGCUCAUUGCUCCUGUCCCCAACCAGCCUUCCUCCUCCCACUGUGGCAGGUGGGGAGCAGGUCUACCAGAAACACCUCACCUGAGGAUGGUGCUCUGUGCAUGCCCCAGCUUCCUGGGCCUGCCCUUCCCUCUUCUUCGGGAGGAUGUGUCUCUUCUGACCUGUGUCACACCUGGCCCCAGCAUGGGGACAGGAAAGUGAAGGUUGGGGAGAGCAGGGGGGGCAAUUUUUAACAUUCCCUUUUUAUUCCACCGCUCUGGUCUCCCAUAAAUGGGAUGAGCAGGCUUUGGCCUAGGGGACAUGAAGUGUAGGGGUGAGUGGCUCUGGCACAUAUAGGUGGAAACAGGAUGGCCUGGCCAGUCCCUUUGUCAUCUUCAUUCAUACCCUGGUGCAUAUCUCCUUCCUCCGGACUGCAGAAGGGACCUUGGAUUUAUUUAUCUCUGUCUACAGAAUAGCCUUGCCACUGAGUUCAAGUCCAGUCAUCAUUCAGCUGAGAUUAAAAUACCAGUCAUCCUGGCUGGACACCUGUCUGUAAGCCUGCAGAGGGAUCCAGGUGUCUCCAGUAGCGCUGCCCCCUUUCCUUCUCCUCUAUGAUGGACUAGCCAGAUAAGGCAGGGGGUCAUGAUGGAGAAAGGAAAAGUCAGAAACCAUGGUGUCCUGAUUCACCAGCAAGACAGCUAUGUGCUACCUAGCAGUUUCCAGAACCCACACUAGGGGGAGCCCACCCAAGCCCCCUUCUUCUCAAUCUGCCCCACUUCCUUGCUUGAACUCUUGAGCCUGUCUGGAGGGUUGAGGGUAUGUGUAUUAUAAGCUAUUUUUUAAAGAUGGGGAAAAAAAAGAAAAGAAAAGAAAAGAAAAAAAAA